GGCUACAAAACUUUAUAGAGGAAGCUUGAUUGCACUCUGCAUUUCCAAUGUAUUUUUCAUGCUUCCAUGGCAGUUUGCUCAGUUUGUACUUCUUACUCAGAUUGCAUCAUUAUUCGCAGUAUAUGUUGUGGGGUACAUCGAUAUAUAUAAAUUACAGAAGAUCAUUUAUAUACACAUGAUUUCUCUUGCACUUUGUUUUGUUUUGAUGUUUGGAAACUCAAUGUUACUAACAUCUUAUUAUGCUUCCUCAUUAGUCAUUAUUUGGGGUAUUCUGGCAAUGAAACCACAUUUACUGAAAAGAAAUGUAUCUGAACUUAGUUUGUGGGUAAUCCAGGGGUGUUUUUGGUUAUUUGGAACUAUCAUUCUCAAGUAUUUAACAUCUAAAAUCUUUGGCAUUGCAGAUGAUGCUCAUAUUGGCAACUUAUUAACAUCAAAAUUCUUCAGUUACAAGGAUUUUGAUACUUUAUUGUAUACCUGUGCUGCAGAGUUUGACUUUAUGGAAAAGGAGACUCCUCUGAGAUAUACAAAAACAUUAUUGCUUCCAGUUGUUCUUGUAGUGUUUAUUGCAAUUGUUAGAAAGAUUAUUAGUGAUAUGUGGGGUGCCUUAGCUAAACAACAGACACAUAUAAGAAAACACCAAUUUGAUCAUGGAGAGCUGGUUUAUCAUGCAUUGCAGUUAUUAGCAUAUACAGCCCUGGGUAUUUUAAUUAUGAGACUAAAACUCUUCUUGACACCACACAUGUGUGUCAUGGCAUCUUUGAUCUGCUCAAGACAGCUAUUUGGAUGGCUCUUUUGCAAAGUACAUCCUGGUGCUGUUAUUUUUGCUGUAUUGGCAGCAAUGUCCAUACAAGGUUCAGCAAAUCUACAAACUCAAUGGAAUAUUGUAGGGGAGUUCAGCAACUUACCACAAGAAGAACUUAUAGAAUGGAUCAAAUAUAGUACUAAACCAGAUGCAGUGUUUGCAGGUGCCAUGCCCACAAUGGCAAGUGUUAAGCUCUCCGCACUUCGGCCCAUUGUGAAUCAUCCACAUUAUGAAGAUGCAGGCUUGAGAGCCAGGACGAAAAUAGUAUACUCAAUGUAUAGUCGAAAAGCAGCUGAAGAAGUGAAGCGAGAAUUGAUAAAGUUAAAAGUAAAUUAUUACAUUCUCGAAGAGUCAUGGUGUAUAAGAAGAUCCAAGCCUGGUUGCAGUAUGCCUGAAAUUUGGGAUGUGGAAGAUCCUGCUAAUGCUGGGAAAACUCCCUUAUGCAACCUCUUGGUGAAGGAUUCUAAGCCUCACUUCACUACUGUAUUCCAGAACAGUGUUUACAAAGUCCUAGAAGUUGUGAAGGAAUGACUGCCACAUGAACUGCCACUUACAGAGAACCACAUCAGUAAUGGUUUUAAUGUUUUGCUAAUAAGUCAUGUGUUGUUUUUAAUUCAUAUCCCAAAAACUUUUAUGGGUAACUGUUUUCAAAUAGAAAACGUUUUAUUUGAUUACUUUGAAUGUCAUUCUUAUUGUAAAGAUGACUUAUACCCUUAUCAAUUGGUUACUAUUUCAAUUCACCCUUAAAAUUUGCUAUGCAAAUGAGUAUAUGCUUGUACUUGACUUUAAUAUUUGUGCUGUGAGCAAAGCUACCUGUAUUAAAAAAAUGCAAUGGGUCGCAACAAGGAUGAUAUGAAAAUAUUGGUUAAUUCUGAAAUGUAGAGGGGUUGAUUUUGCAAAUUAUGGACUAUUAAUGUCCCUUCUUUUUUUCUGCCUCUUGCUCCUGGCUUUUGGACAUUUCAGUGAUUAUUGUAAGCUCUUCUGUCAUGCAAGCUCUUCUGUCAUGCCAGCUCUUCAUCAACUUGAGUUAUAGUAGGUGGGGCAGACAUGGGUAUUUGCCAUGUGAAAUUAUCUGUUUAUUUCACUUCCUUGUGUUCUAUUCUCUCUUGUUCUUGUUAAUGAAGUCUUUUCUGCCUAUUAUCAGUCACAUUCUCGGACUUAGUAGUUAGGACCAAAUUUCUUUAACUUCCAGCCAUAUGGCAUUAUCAUGCCUCUCUCUCUCUCCUCCCUCUCUCUCUCUCCCCCUUCCCACAUUUUUUGUCAAAUAAGUGCUGUUUGCUCAUUUAAUUGUUUAUCAAGUACUUAUUCUUGAGUUUAAAAACUUUUAAUGGUAACUGUGUUUUUCUCAUUUUUUAGCAUUAUUCAAAUGUUUAUAUUUUAAUACCUUUAAACCACAUUUAAAAUUUUUUGUGUUUCAUUGUAGUCUGAAGCAAAACUAUUUUGAACAACCCCAGAUAUAAUGCAUCUAGAAACUAAUGUAUAUUUGAAUAGACAUAAUUUAUAGUGGAAGAGUAGACUGUUAUAUAUGGUAAUAUUUCUUUUACUAUUAAGAUACAGUAAAACAUGACUAGUUUUUCUGUCAAAAAAAAGUAAAUGAAUAAUGAUAAAUGAAUGGAGUUUUCAUACUUUCGUUUUAAGAAUGCCUGUCUUUAAUAAGACCAAGCCUUAAGCCUUAUGUUAUAAUUUUGCAUCUAAAAAGUAUCAUUUCAGUAUGAGGAUUGAGCAUAUUCAGUCUUUCUCUAUUUUUUCUAUUUAUUUUGAGAAAUUUUCAAACCUGCUUUGAAUUCCUUGUAUGAAUUUUUGUUUCUUAGAAGUUAAUUUGUGUGAAAUGAGAUUCUCCAAAAUGAUGAAUCCUCAUAGUUCUGAAAAAUGGUUUGGGGGUUUAAAAUUCUAAGCAAACCAUGACGUGGCUGUCUACACAUUUAAUUAUAUGGUGUUCUCUUUAUUAACCACAGGCAGAUUAACCUCAUUGUGAAUUGUCCUUGAGACCUGAGUCCUUAGGGAUGGUUUCCAGUGCCUGCUUCUGGGAGCCACUGAGUAUCUGUUCUCUUUCUGCCUUCUUACCAGAGCCAAAGGACAUGCGUGGUCUGGGGGAAGCCCUGGCUUGCUUAUAUUAGUUAGCUGCAAAGGCAGUACAUCCAGCUGAGGAAUGUGCCCUCAGUGAGGAGCACUGUCCCCAACCCUGCACCAAGGCCCAGGGAGGCUCCUUCCCUGAAGGUGGCUUAGGAGAUUAAUUCUGUCAGUGUUCUGCAGAUUUGAGGUGACUCUUUCUCAUUUGCUGGUUGACUGUUUUAUUUCUUAGGCUUUUGCCAGUUUUAGAAAACAAGGAAGCAGCUGGGGAUUUGUGGAUUAGGAGUAACAUUUGAGCAAUGACGCGCAGCAAUCCAGAAAAAUGGGAAGAAGGCACCAGGGCCGAGGAGAAUGAAAGUCGACGUGGGAGGGAAGAGGGGAGGUGUGCUCUGCUUUAUCUGCAGUUGUUUUUCACCCAAAUAUGGCUGAUUUUGUACAUCUAGCAGUUACAAUUUUUAACAAUCAUACUUUUAAAGUUAUUCACUAUUUUUCUCACCCUCCAAUAAUUCCCUUUUAAAUAAAUUUGUAUGUAAUGAUUGGAAAUUCUGUACAGGAAAAAACAUUAAAAUACUGUUAUAACUGUUUCAUAUGCAGGGAACAUUGAAAGUAGUCUAAAUUAACUUUUUCCAGAAGAAUCCUUUUGUAACAGUAUUUAUGAAUGUAACUUCCCCAGCAAGCUAUGAUUAUGUUUUAGGCAAUUCAGUUUGGAACAGAGGCCUUGAGGGUCCACUGCACAUGCAGCCUUGACCACAUCUCGUAGCACGGUGCUGUCGAGUAUAAAUAGCUUUUGUGGUAACGUAGAGUAGUAGUAGGUUUCAUAUAUACGACAAAACAGUAUUAAAGCUCAGUAUUUAACAUAUUUUUAGCUUUCAAAAAUAUUUUUGCUUUAGUGUGAAGAGAGUAAGAACAGAGGCGAUCAAAAUAGCUAUUGCUAUAACAUUUAAAAAAAACAAAGUUAGGACAGUAUGUCUAUAAAAAGGUAAGCCUCUAAAAAUGCUUGGCAGAAAAAGUAUAGUGUUAAAACAGGCCUGUGAUAUUAAGGAGAAAAUGAAAGGAUAUGCCAGGAAUAAAGUGAUAUUGCAUAGGAGUAUCGUAUUUUUAUGAAUUUUAUGCCAGUUGUUUACAUGUACUAUAUAUGUUAAAUAAAAAAGAUCACAAAAAA
This is a messenger RNA of Carlito syrichta (Philippine tarsier), 4034 nucleotides long. It is a transcript of the gene DPY19L1, whose product is annotated as dpy-19 like 1. Lineage: Eukaryota; Metazoa; Chordata; Mammalia; Primates; Tarsiidae. Gene Ontology annotation, molecular function: mannosyltransferase activity. The record is from RefSeq and is a predicted model, not a curated record. Gene Ontology annotation, cellular component: nuclear inner membrane. The annotation marks the transcript as partial. The transcript has 14 exons.